Molecule: messenger RNA, 3836 nt
Organism: Agrilus planipennis (emerald ash borer)
Lineage: Eukaryota; Metazoa; Arthropoda; Insecta; Coleoptera; Buprestidae
Gene: sano
Exons: 5
Coding region: 713-2506 (597 amino acids)
Source: RefSeq, a predicted model, not a curated record
GUUACGUUAAAUUUGGUAUAUGACUGUUUCCACGGUUUUCCAUGGUUUGUCUUAAGCUAUCUGUUUCGUGUCUGUAGCAGCUAGCGAGCUAGCGACUAGCGAGAGCGCUCAUGCCUUGUACAAGCCUUUCAUUGGCCCAAGAGUGUCCUGUACGACCGGUUUCUGUUUGACAGUGUACUUCAACAGCUGAACGGUUGUGCCGCGUUCGUGCAACAGCGGCAACAUAAGCAAUAGGUUCUUUUACAUAUACUUACCUAUACCUUCUUUCAUUAUAUUGCUAUUUCUUGGCCGUGUUAUUGUUAUUAUUGACGCUGUUGUUAUCGGUCUUAGUUGUGGUCGGGCACUUGCUCCGGUUUCUUCUGUGGUGGCGAGAUAUAUAUAUCGCUGUUUACGGGUUUUCUAGUGAAAUGUGCUCGGACUGAGGACUUGUUCGCAUGAACUUUUCUUUCAAUUAUAUUGCGAUGCAGUUACUUCUCUGUUUCACCCUUCUUCAUGCUCAGAUGGAUUUUUAAACGGACGAACCGGACCUGGGGUUUUACGAAGGCUUCUGUAGCAAUGCAACAAAGAAAUCCUUCCUAAUGGCUGCUGUAAGUUAUCAGAGGAAAUUAAUGAUGCAUGCUUAGAUGCUUCAAAAUCAUAAACGGACUAGUCCACAUGUGUGUAUGACGGAGUCACACAAAACUGAAAAGAUAUGAAGUAUAGUUGAGCAACGAUGGCCGCUACAGAUGCCCAAAUAACAGUAGCAGCCGCACGAUGGGCAGACGAAGGGAGCUACUUGCACGAGUUCGUAUCGAAACAUCGGUUACCAGCGGUAGUGAAAAUAAUAAAGGGUCAGUAUGGUAGUCUCGGCGUGCCGACGUUACCCAGUCCGGGCCUGCAAUCGACCGCACUUCUCGUGUCGGCCGGUAAAAGACAAAAGAUCGUGGCGCAGGCUGUGAAAUUCAAAGAAGGGCGCAAAAUUGUUUAUAUCGGUCCGCGACUGGCCAUUCCGGACACGUACGCAGGAUUUUUCGAGAUAUUGAGCGAGGAAGGUAGGUCGGUGCGAUGUAUAGAGAGCGUUGCGGAAUUGGUGCGUCGACGACCGGAAGAAGGUUGUUUGGUGCGCGAAACGAUACGCGGCGUCCAGGCGAAAGUAGACGUCGAUGGUACUGUAACACCAGAAGGUGCUAGAACGUUACCACCGGGAGAAAUACUAGUCCCGUCGGGCGAGGUGAGCCUGACCGGUUCGAAGGGCCGCUACUUGAAGUGCCUCGAUUCUAAAGGUGAUACUAUCCUAUUGGGCUUCGAGCAGCGAGGGAAGUUCUCCGCCCUCGCUCGCGAAGACAACAUCAGCGGCGUGCAUACCGCAAAGACACUGUUAAGUAAGCGUCUUCCACUGACUGUUAGAUUAGUUCACGGUACCGCGCCGAGAGGAUUGAAAAGUUCCAGUCAUUUUGUGCCAGAAUUAAGAUUAUUGUCGACGUUCGAGGAGGAGCACGUAUUCGCAUUGCCUUUACAAAAGGAAGCGAAUACCGUGACGGCCCUACCAUUAGCUGCACCUCUUAAACUGUUGAGAACUCGUAACGACGAUCAUUUACGAAACAUGUCCGAAUUCGUCAGGCUGGUCGAAAAAUGCACAAAACUGAUGGGCGACGUGGUCGAUAGGAUACAGGUGUUGGACGGGAAAAUAGGCGAUCCGAAAAAACAUCACGCGACCAAAAACGGUUAUUUGUUGCGGAGAAGCGCUUCUUCCGACUCGGCGAACCAUCGAACGAAAUCGUCCCAUCAUCGCAAAGUCGAAAACAGAAUUCCAUUGCCCGACUAUGACGAAAUCGAUCAGAUUUACGACUACGUGCGUGGUUUCGCGCCGCUACCCAAAAGCAUACGAUCGACAUUUUCGGAACCGUCUCCAACUAUCCAUCAUACUGCUGCGCCCGCAUUUCCCGAACCGACGAAACCGGAGCCGCCGCCCAUCGAAACGAUUCCAACCAAAAAACUACAAGCCGAAAAGCGAAAUCGCAAAACUCCUUCGACGAUCCGCGAGGAACCGAAAAAAGUUUACGUACAUGCCGAAAAAACGCCCCCUGGGCUUCCGAAGCUCUAUAUCAAAAACGGAAAUUCCCAGCGAAGUCGUUUGCUAAGACAAAAGAGUUCGUCGCCCAUCAAAGAAACCCCUCCCAGUCCGUUAUCUAAGUCCGGUUCACCUUUAUUUAAUAUUCGGUACAAGUCGCUUACCAAUCUUCAACAAGCCAUGGAAUUGGACGGGACUUUGGAUUCCAGUCAUUCCGGAGGACGCACUUCCGGCGACUCCGGUGGCGGCGUAAAACAACCGGAAAAAAGGUCCAGGAAAUUGUCCCGACCUCGCAGUUUAACGAAUUUAGUAUGGGAGAUUAGAGAACAUCCCGAGAUCACUAUAAUCGAGAAAACCAAAAAGUUUGAUCAUUCUCCUGCGGCAAUUAUUCAUAAAAAGCAUUCGAAAUGCUCAGUGAGUGGCCAUAGCCAGCGGCGCGGCAUGUUGUACUUAUAAAAAUUUCUAUUAAUAACAAUAAUGAAUUUAUAUAGAUAUUAUAUAAUAAUACAUACAUAAAAUAUACAACUAAUUUUGCGUAUAAAUGUUCGUAAAAAGAUAUAUAUCGUAUCGUACAUAACAAAUAUUACGUAGUCAACUCCAGCACACACGGACAGCUAUGAUCGGUCGUGUAAUGCUUGCGCUACUGCAUGUGAUUUUUCGUUUAGUUCUUUAGGAAUCGAUUAGGCUUUUAUACUUUUUACAAGAUUGUGAUGAUUCGUAUUAAGUUUUGUAAUUUUUAUCUUUAAGUGAUAUCUUCUUAUAUUAUAGGUUUAUGAUCUCUUGUUGAUACGUGUUAAGUACAACCAGUGGCUUAGCGUGAAUCUCUGCCUCCCGGGGCGAAGCCUAAAUGUGCCGCCCUUCCUAUUUUCACUAUCAUGUACUGUAAGAUCUUUUAUUUAAUUUAGUCGCAUUUUUAGUGAAAAGAUGGACUUACAGAAAAACUUUUAUUUUUAAUUUAGUCUUUGAGGAGAUAAGUAGUGCUUAUUAUUGGCGUAAAUUGAAAAUGCAUGAACGUAUUUACAAAUAGCAUUCCUUACAAACAUAUACAAUUGACUAUUAUUGAUUGAAAUCGAAGAAUUUCAUUUUCAGUCCGUACAAUAUCAAACAAGGGUGCAAUUAGUGUACUGUGAAAUCCAUACGGCCAACUUCCCAGUUAAAGUAAUAAUUUAAUAUUUUUCACGAAAUUCUUACAUUAAGUUUUUCCUUUUUGUUUAAACAGACAAGCGAAUGCAAUGAUUUUUCUCAUACUACUCUCCAUACUUCAUCUCCAAAUUAUCUACAAUGGUAUUGUGACUUCCAAAUUACAAACUAUUGGAAAACUAGUAUUUUGACUUUUUGGAUCUAUUACAAAAAACGUAUCUGUGACUAGGAAGUUAAUAAAUUGUAGCAGUUGCUCUAUCAGGACCACCGUGCGAGUAAGGGGGGGGGGGGUAUUACGUACACAUCAAAGAAAGAUGGUGUUUGCUCUGUUUAUUUUUCAUGAUAAUGAGGACGGGAAUCUGUUUGGUGAUUACGUUAGUAAUAUUUAUCUAUUUAUUUUUCUGAUUUUUUGUAAAAUUAAAGAACCUUACUUGUCUAUGUCCGAAAGUAAAGCGCAUGUUCAGGGAUUCCCCAAAAUAAUUUUUAAUGCUCCCUCGCUCUUAUGCGUUAAAGUUUGAGAAAAUAUGCAGGUACCGAUGAUUACGUAAGUAUAAGGGGAAACCAAGACAGUACUAUCUUGCUACAUGGUACAAAUCGUUAAACAAUUGGUACAAAUUCCAAGAAAUUGCUACAUCUGACAUUACUG